CUGGGAAACGAAGAGGUGGUAAAGCAUCAUAACUGGUUUGGACUUUUGCCGGCAGGUCUUUGAUCACAUCACCGUUGCAACCCAACUAUUGACUAAUUGCGAGCAGAAAGUAUAGUUAUGUUAGGAUCACCGACGGUAACAUGAAAGGGAAAUCCAAUACAGUGUUAAUUCUGGCCCAUGCGUUCCUAGGUGUUGGCUUUUUCUUCAUUUACGUGCAUCAUGUCAGGACUGUUUUUGAAUCAAAAACCAACUAUGGCCGUUUGACGAAGUUGGGGCGCGAGGCACUGUUACGAAAUGAAGACGCUCUUUACUAUUCGUUCUAUAAAACCAUCGCCGAGGACUACUCUUUCGAGAGUGGUUACAAGAAGCUGCUCAAUUUAACUUCUAUAGAAUACCCGAACAGUGUAAAUGCUGUCCAGAAGUUCCAUAUCCUACCAGAGAUAUGCAUCGGAUACAUUUACCAUCAGUUCAGAUAUCUGAGCAAGCAACUGCACAUUCCAACCGUUAGCUGUUGGACAAUGGACGGGAGUGAUGGCGAACAAAUUAUGACAUGCGACGGUGUUGGAGAUCCAUUUAAUUUCUACAUGGAAUUCGUUUGGUGUUUCGGGGGCCUCACGGUCUUUAUUAUAUACAUGUACAGCUCAUUCUUGAGUGAAACUAGUUUUGGUGGAAUUUACGCAGUAGUUUUAUAUAUCAUAUUCCAUAAAUAUGCGUCCAAGAUCUACGAAAGACCUGUUGCACGAGAAAAUUUCGCGUUCCCAUUUAUACUUUGGCAGAUGUUCUAUUUGAACCUCUGCAUUGACAAAGCAGCUAGAUCAUCAUCAUCAAGCUACCCGCGAUCAAUGCGUCUAUUCAUGAUCAAGAAGUUCACUUUCAUAACAACAGUGUCGCUUCUUUGUUGGCAAUUUUCUUCAGUGAUAUACGCUACACAAAUUCUCAUCCUGCUGAUACCUCAAAAUUUAUCGGGUAUCGAAAGCCUGUUUUGUGUAGAUUAUGCAACCUCGCAGUUGAUGGCAAACCUUUUAGCUUUUCACUUCACCUAUGGCAAUAAAAAGUUCUUCCUAUCAUGGCAAAAUGGCCCAACACUGGCCCUUCUAUGCUUUAGUAUUCAAAAUAUGUUCCGCAAUCGAAGGAAACAAGGAUCGCCUGCAUCAUCUGUAAAGUAUUCAACACUGGGAUUGAUUUUGGCCUUUAGCAUGCAAGGAUCAAUCACGGAUAUUUUAGAGAAAUCGGGGUAUACGCAUCCUGAUGAUAAUCCCUACACGACGUAUAGGGAUUUGAUUUUGUAUUGGACGUUACAACGUAGAACGAAUUUCACUACAACACUUUUAGCCUGCAGUGAAGGUUUCAACGAAGUCCAGUUUGAUGAUUGCUGGGAGUUGAUUAAGACACUUAUAGUGAAGCCUUUGUGCUUGUACAGUGUCGUAGUUUUAGCACAAUUUCUUAGAAAGUUACGGAGAAAAUUUGACACAACUCCAAAGGAGGAAAAAAUUGAACGUGCGAAAAAUUAUGUCCUAGAAGAUUUCCUAGAAGAAAAUCAUAUAUCAAUGAAGGAGAUGUCGAAAGAAGAAACUCAACGAGAUUUGAAUGUUUGUUUAGAAAUUUUGAAAAACUGUGAUUACGACUACGAAAAGUAUAAAAUAGAAAAAAUGAAGUGUAAAUCAGACAAAAGCAGUGAACACGACGACUUCAUCAAUGACGUGAAGAAACUUAAAAAUCAAAUUAGCAAAAAUGAGCAGCGGAAAGAUAAGUCAAAACUAGAAACACAAAAAACGAAAGAUGAUGAUAUUCCUGAUGAUAAGAAUAAUGAAGAUGCCGCCGAAGAUCCUUCGGCAACAGAGCAAAGUACGAAAUCAGGAAGCAGUAACUCACAAGCAAAGCCUUCAUGUACCGAUGGUGGUAUCCUUGCAAAUUUCAGCUACUAUUAUCUGUACAGUGUCAUGCAGUUCGCAAUCUUUUCCUGGAUUGGAGUCACACUGAAGAAACUAUUUUUUCUGUGCUUUACACUGGGUUGCAUUCUAGCUCCAACAUUAUGUUCUAAGUUUUGGUACAGAAAGCAACCAAACAUUUUCUGGACGGUCUCCAUAAUUGUUUUUCUCUCCAGCAUAUUUGAUCCUGGCGUACAGAACAUUGAAAGGGAAUAUUUUCCUGACCUUCCCGCCAAUGAUGACUUGGAACUAAUGCUGGAGUGGAUAAAUUUGAAUACAGAAAAGGAUGCUGUGUUUGGGGGUCCUGUUGAAGUCAUUGGUACAGUCCACCUUGCAACUCAACGCCCCAUAGUGAAUCAUCCUUUUCUAGAAUUGAAAGAUAUCAGUGAAAGGACAGAUGCUAUUUAUUCGGUAUUUAGUCGACAACAAUCCUCCGAUAUCUACAAUCAAUGUUCGCAACUUAAGCUUCAAUACUUAAUAGUGUCAUUGAAUAAAUGUUCGAAUUCGACUGAUGACGAAUGUGAUAUGUUAUCGAUUUGGGAUGAAAUGCAGCCCUCCCAUCGGAAGCAUUCGCAGUUCUGUACGGAAUUAGUUAAUAAGAACAUUCCAAGUUUCCUGAAAGUAUUUUCAAAUGGUCAUUACGGCAUUAUAAAGAUGUUUUCGCAAAGUGUACAGCUCAGUCUGAAAUACCAUAAAUUGCCUGAGAAGGUUAUGUAGUUCUAGGCUUAUUGCAAUUAGCACUUAAGUAGAAGACUCAUUUUUUCUCGUUGUAUUAUUCUAUCAUUGUAAUUAAACGAUUACUUUUAGCUAUUUAUUGAUAUUGAUUAUUUCAAUUUUAUUUCGUCGAAAUUGAUAUGUGAUCUACAGAUACAUUUUUUCCGUUUGCAUUUUUAUAGUAUUAACUUAGGUACGAGACUUGCGACUUAUAUUAAAUUUAUCAACGAUUUGAUCUUAAAGAGAUUACCACUAAACAAAUGUCAAUUUAUAAACAUUUGUAAACUAAGAAAGACAUGUUUCUUAAUACUUUAUUAAGGAAUAUAUUAUAUUUGUUUGAAAUAAAAGUGAAAUUAUAAAAAUGA
Hermetia illucens (black soldier fly) is the source of this 3007-nucleotide messenger RNA. Its product is annotated as C-mannosyltransferase dpy-19 homolog. Bases 141 to 2645 code for a protein of 834 amino acids. The transcript has 9 exons. Lineage: Eukaryota; Metazoa; Arthropoda; Insecta; Diptera; Stratiomyidae. Gene Ontology annotation, cellular component: nuclear inner membrane. Gene Ontology annotation, molecular function: mannosyltransferase activity. The record is from RefSeq and is a predicted model, not a curated record.